AUGGAGGAGCUGCCGGAGAGAUGCCUUACUGACCCUCGUCUUCCAAAAACUUACCGGAACAAAAUUGCUACAACUAAAUUCACCCCUUGGCCAAUAGAGAUACGGUUCUGUGAACUUACAACUUCAACAAAUCAGACCAAAUCUCCUCCCAGUUUGAAUUUUUGGUUUAGAGCAAAGGGAAAACUUUCAGAUGAUCAGGCCUUGCAUAGGUGUGUGGUGGCAUUUGCUUCUGAUUUAAUAUUUCUUCAAGUAGCUUUGAAUCCCCACCGGAAGCAGGGUAUGAAGGCAAGUUCUGUUAGUCUUGAUCAUGCGGAGAAGGUUGAUGUGCGGAUUGUUGAUGAUGAUGUUACAAUCAAACUCUUCCAGAGGAAGAAGAUUAAUUGUCUGCUUUCAGUCGCCAAGUUUCUGGAUGAACUUCAGUUGGAACUUCACCAUGUUGCAGGCGGACAUGUUGGCAAAUAUUACAGUUUCUUGUUCAAUAGCAAGAUAAUAGAUGGUUCUUCAGUCUAUGCCAGUGUGAUCGAUGUUAUGGACACUCAGUAUGCAGCAGCAGUUCCACAUACAGGUAGCUAUUAG
Molecule: messenger RNA, 576 nt
Organism: Arachis stenosperma
Lineage: Eukaryota; Viridiplantae; Streptophyta; Magnoliopsida; Fabales; Fabaceae
Product: acyl-CoA hydrolase 2-like
Exons: 7
Coding region: 1-576 (191 amino acids)
Biological process (GO): anther wall tapetum development; regulation of DNA-templated transcription
Source: RefSeq, a predicted model, not a curated record